GCGAAAACGCCAUCUCUUCGAUCAGCAAUACUCUAGCUGUCGUCUACCAUUAUAAAAGACUCUUGCUACUUCGCCUUCAAAUGUGGCUUCUUGCUUUGGUCGUGACUGCUGCGCUUUCCUUGGUAUCAUCUAUCCGCACUCCUCCAAAUGUGAUUGUUGUCGGUGGUUCCUCGGGAAUGGGGAAAGCAGCAGCUCUUGCCACCAUUGAGCAUGGCGGGAAGUGCAUGCUGGUGAGUCGAUCCAAAGACAAGCUGUCCACAGCCAAGUCCUAUUUACUUUCAGAGGUCCCAUCAGCCAUUGUCGACACCGCUGUAGUCGAUGCUACGAAUGAGGAGGAAGUGCAGGAAUUUGCAGAAUCACUGGAGUUGGGUGCAUGGGACGGUCUCGUGAUAUCAGCGGCAGGAAGAGCACCUCAUGGGCCCUUCACGGAACUACCAACCUCCGAUGCCCGAGGAAUGAUGGAAUCCAAGUUUUGGACCGCCUAUCAUUGUGCCAAGUACAUCUCGGUCAAGCUAAAUGACGGAGGUUGUGUGGUGUUCGUUGCAGGCAUUUUAAAUCGAAGACCAGGUAUAAACUGUGCCCCCCUUGCCAUUUCGAACGGAGCCUUGGAAGGUCUGACUAAAUCAUUGGCAUUGGAGUUUGGGCCACGGUUACGAUGCAACUGUCUUAGCCCUGGAUUCUGUGACACAGAGCGGUUUGACCACAUGACUCCAGAUCGAAAGGCGAAGAUGAUUGCCAACACUGCCCUCUCCCUGCCUUUGCAGAAGAUCGGCGAACCCAGAGACAUGGGAGGCGCUCUGUACUACUUGUUGACAGCUCAGUUCUGCACUGGAGUCAUCUUGGACGUAGACGGCGGGCAUGGGAUACGACAAUAUGCGUCCGUUGCGGGGGAUCCAAUGCGUGCAAAAGAACAAACACGACAAUAACCAGCUAGCUAUGUGGCAACGGAACCAAGCUUCGUACUUCCAAAAUCCACAAUUGCCACUUGUAGAAACCUUUAUAGACAGUUUACAAAAUCUUGGUAAAACACAAGAAGGGAGUUGAUUCAUCAUGCAUGCAUGAAAAGGUUAAUUGCUUACUACUACUAGCUAACUAGGCCACAACCUGGACCUCGAACCAUGGAAUCUCUGCAGGGAUCUCCAGCCAAGCUGCCUGCCACAAUGACAUCAUAGAUAAAUGGCCAUAGUCUCGCUCCGAUC
Molecule: messenger RNA, 1199 nt
Organism: Seminavis robusta
Lineage: Eukaryota; Bacillariophyta; Bacillariophyceae; Naviculales; Naviculaceae
Source: the annotation of a GenBank genome assembly